UAGGCUAUUAGAGAUUUAAACUUUUAUUUACGUACUAAAAUACGUCUUCAACGAUACCAGACCAGGUCAUGGAGUGAAAUUGCUAGAUUCAUGCUUCUUUUGUUUAUUCUUGUUCUUCUUCUGAAAGGGACAGUAAUUUUUCGAAGCACCAACAACAGUAAGGUAUUGUUGUAUUUACUAGCUUUGGAUUUACAGAACAUUGAAUGUGAAGCAAGAUCAUGAUGUACAAUCUCUAAUUGGAGAACAAUCAAGUCGGCCGGGGCUUUACAGUCACCACUGUUUAAUUAUUGCAACUCCCUAUUUUUUAUGGUACUUACUUUAAUUUCUCCUGUUUCUAGGGUUUUCUUCCCUUUCAACUCUCACAUCACACUAUAAAUAUCAAAUAGUACUUUCUUUUUAGCUCUAAUGGUGCAAGUUCAUUAAUCCUUGUAGAAUCAAGGGACAGCUGGAAAGUUUUGUCACUACCAAGAAGAUCAAGAGCAGAUAAGUGUUCCAAAAGUGGCAAGAUGUCUAGUUCCAGCAGCUACUCCAACCCUCCAUGUGCUGCCUGCAAAUUCUUGAGAAGAAAAUGCUUGCCAAGUUGCAUUUUUGCACCCUAUUUUUCUCCGGAGGAACCAAUAAAGUUCACAACCGUACACAAAGUAUUCGGGGCCAGCAAUGUGAGUAAGCUCCUGAAUGAAAUCCAGCCUCAUCAGAGAGAAGAUGCUGUCAAUUCUCUCGCUUAUGAAGCCGAGGCGCGCUUAAAAGAUCCUGUUUAUGGCUGUGUUGGAGCAAUUUCAGUUCUUCAAAGGCAAGUUAUUCGCCUCCAGAAGGAACUCGAUGCCACGAAUGCUGAUUUAAUGCGAUACACCAAUUUUGAACAAGUAAAUAAUAAUCAAAUUAUGGUGAAUCAAGAAAGGAGUAAUUUUCAAUAUGGGAGAAGAAUGGUUCCUAGUUAUUCUUCUUCUGCAUGGAACAGUGGUAUUUCAGGAGAUCAAAACAAUAUUGGAAUUGAUGGUGGUAGUGGCAGGUGAGGAAUGGAAGUGCAGCAUCACUAAGUUAAUUGUAUUUGUUAAUUAACUUUGUUUUCCCAAUUAAGGGAAAGGAAUUAAACUUUAAUGUACAAAACAUGUAUAUUUGGUGGAAUAAUUGUUGAAUGUUAAGUGUUGUAAGUUAUAUAGAUGGACAUAUAUAUUACGAUAUUAUGCUAUAAUUAAAA
Molecule: messenger RNA, 1198 nt
Organism: Lycium barbarum (goji berry)
Lineage: Eukaryota; Viridiplantae; Streptophyta; Magnoliopsida; Solanales; Solanaceae
Product: LOB domain-containing protein 25-like
Exons: 3
Coding region: 507-1013 (168 amino acids)
Source: RefSeq, a predicted model, not a curated record